UGUCCUAUGAUUGAAAAGUUGACUUUCAGUUUCACUGUUUUCUUUACCUGUCCAGCUUAAAGUGAGCUUUCAAAGAUUUGACAAGUGCAUCUGUUCUGAAGAGAGAGUAACAAUAUUUCUUGAUUAUUAAAAAUUCACAUUAUCAGAUUAUUAUAAUGAUUCUGAUGUGUCACUGCUAACAUGAAGAUCCUUCUGAAAACUUUACAACACAUCUCAUCACGUCUACAUGUAGCUCACAGUAUUAUUGUCUGCAGAAGAAAUAUUUCAUCAUCUAGCUCCUGGACCUUACAUGCUCUCAAAAGUCGUGGGCUGAUCCAGCUUUCGGGGACGGAUGUCAACCCUUUCCUCCAAGGCCUUGUCACAAAUGAUGUCACAGUACUGGGUCCUGAAUGUACCUCAUUGCAUUCUAUGCUCCUUAAUGUUCAGGGAAGAGUGAUGUAUGAUCUACUUUUAUACCAUAAAGUUUUAGAAGACAAUCCAAGUGUAAUAGUAGAACAUGAUAGAAGAAUAACAACAGACCUUAUAAAAACAUUAAAAAGAUACAAGAUCAGGAAAAAGGUGAAUAUUUCUGAUAUAAGUGAUGACCUCCAGGUUUUUUCAGCACUGCCCCCUGUUGAUGAAUCAUGUGAAACAGGCCUUUCAUUGGAACAUAAAUCUCUUUAUCUUUCGUCUGAAGAUCCAAGAAUCAGUACUUUUGGAAGGAGAAUUGUUGCACCAAGUGAAGACAAUGUCAUGAAAUGUGUCCAUCAAGGAUCAGAAUUAGCCUCCUCCACAGAAGAAGAGUACCAUGAGAGACGAUACAUGCUUGGGUUGAGUGAGGGUAUCAUUGAUCUACCUCCAGGCAACUGUUUUCCAUUAGAGAGCAAUUUAGUUUAUCUAAAUGGAGUUUGUUUCCAUAAAGGCUGUUAUAUUGGUCAAGAACUGACAGCACGUACAUUUCACACAGGGGUAACAAGGAAACGUCUAAUGCCAUUAAAAUUUGAAAUUGUACCCUCUGGUUUGUCAGCAGGUGAUAACAUUGUAAAUGAGAAGGGAAAGUCAGUAGGUAAAUUCCGUAAUAGUGCUGGAAAACAUGGACUUGGUUUACUCAGAGUGGCUGAAAUCAAAGGAACUAUUUCAGUAACAAAUAACGAUGGACAAAUUUAUAAUGUGGAAGCUAUGCCACCAGAAUGGUGGCCAAAAGAGGAAGAAAAAGGACAUUUGUGAUGUCUAUAUUUUAUAGUAUAGUAAAUCCAUAUUUCAAUUAUUGCUGAAUAGUGUGAAGUAUUUAAGAUGUCUGCAUGUGGAUGAAUAAUUUGUUGUUUUAUAAUUCUGUAAUAAAACUGUCUGUAUUGUUA
Molecule: messenger RNA, 1337 nt
Organism: Mytilus trossulus (common blue mussel)
Lineage: Eukaryota; Metazoa; Mollusca; Bivalvia; Mytilida; Mytilidae
Product: putative transferase CAF17 homolog, mitochondrial
Exons: 7
Coding region: 181-1206 (341 amino acids)
Biological process (GO): iron-sulfur cluster assembly
Cellular component (GO): mitochondrial matrix
Molecular function (GO): protein binding
Source: RefSeq, a predicted model, not a curated record